Molecule: messenger RNA, 2025 nt
Organism: Dovyalis caffra
Lineage: Eukaryota; Viridiplantae; Streptophyta; Magnoliopsida; Malpighiales; Salicaceae
Source: the annotation of a GenBank genome assembly
AUGGCAGCAUUGCUUAGAUGGCACCAUUUUCUACUAGCUCUUUUCAUAUCCUUAAAGCCCCUGGCCUUGGCUCAAGAGAUAAACCAGUUCAUCUACAACGGCUUCAAGGGAGCCAACCUGAGCCUCAACGGGAUUGCAAGUGUUCACCCCAAUGGCUUGUUGGAACUGACAAACACGUCAAAGCAGCAAAUUGGCCAUGCUUUCUUCCCAUUUCCCUUCCAUUUCAAUACAUCUUACUCCAACAAUUCUCGGUCCCUCUCAUUUUCUACCAACUUUGUGUUUGCCAUGGUUCCGGAGACGCCAAUACGUGGUGGACAUGGAAUUGCGUUCACUAUCGCUCCAUCUACAGAGUUCAAGGGUGCCACUGCCACUCAAUAUCUUGGACUCUUUAAUUCUACCACAAUCGGUUUAUCUUCAAACCAUUUGCUUGCAGUGGAGCUUGAUGCUGUAAGAAGCCCGGAGUUUGGAGAUAUCGGUGACAAUCAUGUUGGGGUAGAUGUCAACAAUUUGACAUCCAUUCAAUCUGCUCCAGCAUCAUACUUCUCGGAACAUGUAGGGACAAAUGAGAGCUUGCAGCUCAUAAGUGGGGAUCCAAUGCAGGUGUGGAUAGACUAUGAUGAAAUGGAGAAGCUACUCAACGUAACUCUAGCUCCUGUAAACAUCAUGAAACCUCAAAAGCCUCUCUUGUCAACAACUAUUGAUCUUUCUCUAGUUCUUCUGGAUUCUCUGUAUGUUGGUUUCUCUUCAUCCACUGGUUCUGUAUCUAGUCACCAUUAUAUUCUUGGUUGGAGCUUCAACAAAAGUGGGCAAGCACAGAGCCUUGACACUUCAAAGCUUCCUUCACUUCCUCCUGAAAGAAAUUCAACCAACAAACCAGAUUUACGAAUUAUGAUCCCAUUGAUAACAGUAUCUGUUUUACUCAUCUCAAGUUUUGCAACUAUGUAUAUUAUGAGGAAGAGAUAUGAAGAAGUACGCGAAGAUUGGGAGCAGCAAUAUGGUCCUCAAAGGUUUCGCUACAAGGAUCUCUAUAAAGCAACUAAAGGUUUCAAAGACAAAGGACUCCUUGGUUAUGGAGGUUUUGGAAGGGUUUACAGAGGAGAUUUACGUUCUUCCAAGGUGGAAAUUGCAGUCAAGAAAGUCUCUCAUAAUUCGAACCAGGGAAUGAAGGAAUUUGUAGCUGAAAUUGCCAGCAUGGGCAGGCUAAGGCAUAGGAACUUGGUACAGCUCUUAGGCUACUGCCGGCGGAAAGGAGAGCUUUUCUUGGUCUAUGACUAUAUGCCUAACGGAAGCCUCGACAAGUUCCUAUUUUGUAAAGAAAAACCCAACCUUAAUUGGGCUCAGCGAUAUCAAAUUCUCAGGGGAGUAGGAUCUGCUCUUCUUUACCUCCAUGAAGAGUGGGAACAAGUUGUUCUGCAUAGAGAUGUGAAAGCUAGCAAUGUUCUAUUAGAUGCCGAUCUUAAUGGACGGCUAGGAGAUUUUGGGCUUGCUAAGUUUCAUGACCAUGGAUCAACUCCUCAAACAACCAAUGUGGUUGGAACUGUUGGAUAUCUUGCACCAGAGAUUACUAGAACAGGAAAGGCUACUACCUGUAGUGAUGUUUUUGCUUUUGGGACCUUCAUGCUUGAAGUAGCUUGUGGAAGGAAACCUGUAGAGUCAGAAACACCACCUGAGGAGGUCGUUCUGGUUGACUGGGUAUUUGAAUCCUGGAAAAGAGGGGCCAUUCUUGGGACAGUUGAUCCUAGAUUGGAAGGUAACUAUGUGGAGAAAGAAAUGGAUUUGAUUUUGAAGCUAGGUCUGCUUUGUACACAUCUCACUCCAGCAGCUAGACCUAGCAUGAGGCAAGUGGUGCAAUAUUUGGAUGGAAACGCUACUUUGCCAGAUUUACCACUUGAUGGUGCACGAAUUGGUUUAGUUCCAGUUAGCAAUGAAGCAUCUAGAGAUUAUGUUUUAACAAUCCCUAUACCUUCAAAUGAUAUAUCUUCCUAUUCCUUGUCUGACUCUGAAUCAAUCCUCAGUGGUCGUUGA